This is a messenger RNA of Selaginella moellendorffii, 1602 nucleotides long. Its product is annotated as ankyrin repeat domain-containing protein EMB506, chloroplastic. The coding region runs from base 30 to 1241 and encodes 403 amino acids. Gene Ontology annotation, molecular function: protein binding; chloroplast targeting sequence receptor activity. Gene Ontology annotation, biological process: protein targeting to chloroplast. NCBI's taxonomy places the organism in Eukaryota, Viridiplantae, Streptophyta, Lycopodiopsida, Selaginellales, Selaginellaceae. The record is from RefSeq and is a predicted model, not a curated record. The transcript has 9 exons. Gene Ontology annotation, cellular component: chloroplast outer membrane.
GCGUUUUUGAGAUUUAGGGUUCUUGGGCUAUGCCGCUCGUGGCGUGCGGGGUGUGGCUCCCUGGGAGCGAUGCUGCUGUGAUCCGGCAGCAGUGCAGCGUGGAUCGCAAGAAAUGCGGCCGGGCGAUGAGAAUGCUGGCGGAGAUUUCGCUGUGGAGGGACGAGGAGGCGGCGGAUGGGAAGGAUGCGGAGGUGGAGGAGGGGAUUUUCGAGUCGGUUGUGAAGCGUCCAGCGGCGGCGCCUCCACUGGGCGCAAGGACGAGAUUUGUGGCUCAGGUACCAGUUAGAGGCUUGGUCCCCGAGAGAUGGAGGGAUUUGCAAGAUGAUCUCAACAGGACCAAGCGGCAGAAGAGGAGAGAGGUUCUCAAGGGGAGAAGGUCGAGGAGCAAGGAGGAAAAGGCUAAGCUACGGGAGAAGCUUGGCGAAAUCAUUGACGAGGCCAUCCAACAGGAGAAGAUCGAAGAAGAAGAAGAAGAAGAAGAAGAAGAAGUCGCACACACUGUCUUUGAAGGUGGUCGUCAACUUCAUCGAGCUUCUUAUCGCCACGAAGAACUCAGUGAUGAUUUGGAGCUCGGAGAUGACAAUGGUGGCGAGCUUGUUUCGGCCGAGCGUUCGCAAAAUCUAGACAACUGUGGCAAGGCCACGCGGAAAAAUUCGAAACAGGCGAAGAAGGUGACCGAGCCAGCUCCACCAAACUAUUCCAAAGGAGAAAAUCUCAAAGGAAAUGAGAGGAAGCUCUUCCAGGAGUGCGACCGCCGAACUAUCGAGAAAAGAAGUUGUGAGAAAUGGAUGCCUUUACACACGCUGGCCUCGCCACAGCAGCCAUUUCUUGUUGCGGAGCUGAUGCAACAGGAUGAUCACGAAGACAAUGUGAACGAGGAAGGAGUUACGGUUUUGCGUAAAGCUGUUCAAGCUGGCAGACUUCACAUCGUCAAACAUUUAAUCCAUGGUGGAGCCAACGUUUUCUACCGGGACAAGGAUGGCUCAACGCUCUUACACCAUGCAGUCGCCAGUGGGAGUCCCAGUGUCGUGAGACUGCUGCUAAAAUAUGGAGUGCAUGUAAACUCUGUUGACAAGGCCGGCUGGACACCGCUCCAUGUCGCGGUUUGCUGCCAACAGAGAGAUAUACUUCGCGUCUUGCUCAAUCGUGGAGCCGACUGGACAAUUGCUAACGAGGAUGGAGAUACACCACUUGAUUUAUCCGGUAAUGGCACUUCUGGACUUGAUGGAAAAUCGGGAUAGGACAUUACGCAUGCCGAUUGAGGUGGUGUCCAGGCAUGAAGGUCUCAAAGCUGCUAGUCGUAUGCCAAGCAACAAUGCAUGCUCGCGAACAGGACCUCAGGUCAACCUGGGAAACACCACCUCAAACGCUCGCGUUUGAUCCGCCAGUGGAAGCAACAGGAUCGUUCCUCUUCAUGGAUGAAGGGAUGGCUCGUCGAUGACGGAGCUCCCUCUAAUUGGCUUGAUCUCGUCCAAUCACGUACGAAGCCAUGCACAAAGGUAACUGUGAAUAUCCAUAUCGUGCUAUAUAAUAGGACCUUAGGUUUUGUCAUAGUUUUACCCUUUGGUUUUAAAUUGACAAUGAGCAUCAAGAACCAACACA